AUGAUGAACCAACAAAUGAACAAUACUGUUUAUGACAGCGCCUCCAAGUCUCAGAUGGGCUACGAUUCUGAUUAUGCAAAUCUCCGACAGAGGCAGAGCGGCUAUGCUAUGCCGAUCCUGUUUGCUCUUGUCGCCCUCUCCUAUGCUGUCAAUAUUCCUUCCCUUGUGGUUGGUGUGAUGGCGUACGUUGAGUCUCACAAGACUCCAAAGACAGUUCAGUCGCAACCCAUCAUUGUGACUCCCUGUUAUCUCGAACCUCCUCAGUCAUUUCUGACUGCGAUGAGCAGCACUUGGUCAUACUCGGGUCUUACUGGCCCAUCGUACUGGAUGAAUCUGUCACCGCUGUACACGACAUGCGGGACGGGAAAGAAGCAGUCGCCUAUCAACAUAGACAGCUCCCUGACGCAGGCUGCGGCGGCAACCGAUCCAGACCUUAGACUCUCAUACUUUCAAAAUCAGGAUGUUGGAAAGCUUGUGCAGAACGACUUUUCUAACAAAGUAACUCUCACUAACGAUGGGUACGGGAUCAAGAUUACAACGCUCGGUCUGUUCAUGAACUAUGGAUCUCUGUGGUAUCAGCUUGUUAACUUACGAUUCCACACUCCAUCGGAGCAUACGAGCACGGCUCAGAGAUCACUGAUUCUGAGCGUCCUGGUGGAAGAAGGCGGCCUAGCAUCCCCAGCGUACCUCGCUGAUGUACUUGCAAAGAUCCCGACGAGUUCAGUCGGGCAGGUCCUACAGGUCUCACUGGACAUGACACAGAUGCUCACUGGGAUCUUGUUCCCCAACGGAGGCAACACCACUACUGCUGUGCCAUACUACACCUACUCCGGGAGCUUGACGGCUCCUCCUUGCAGUGAAGAUGUGCAGACGAGGAAGAUGUUUCAAGUGUGGUGA
Guillardia theta CCMP2712 is the source of this 897-nucleotide messenger RNA. RefSeq lists its product as hypothetical. Gene Ontology annotation, molecular function: carbonate dehydratase activity; zinc ion binding. The record is from RefSeq and is a predicted model, not a curated record. NCBI's taxonomy places the organism in Eukaryota, Cryptophyceae, Pyrenomonadales, Geminigeraceae. The transcript has 12 exons. The coding region runs from base 1 to 897 and encodes 298 amino acids.